Molecule: messenger RNA, 1114 nt
Organism: Jaculus jaculus (lesser Egyptian jerboa)
Lineage: Eukaryota; Metazoa; Chordata; Mammalia; Rodentia; Dipodidae
Product: transcription elongation factor A protein-like 3
Exons: 3
Coding region: 252-857 (201 amino acids)
Source: RefSeq, a predicted model, not a curated record
UGACUGGCUUGGCACCCACGUGGGCACCAGCCCCCGCGCCUGCCAGCCUUGUGGUCGCUUCCUGGACCUUGCACCCGCGCAGUACCUGCUCCUUGAUUCAUCCUGGUUACUGUAAGCCCGAGGAGGCACAGGCCUGUCCCGGGUCUCCUCAGGUUUGCCCGCUCUCCCCAGCGUGCUGCGAGGACUGAGAAGGAGGCGCAAGCUGCCCCGAAUCCCUCCCUGCAGGACAGGAACAGGAGGGAAGUCUCAACAUGGAAGAACACCUCAGUGAAAACGAAGGAAAACUGGAAAAGGAGGGAAAGCCAGAAGAUGAGGUGGAGCCUGAAGAUGAAGGAAAGUCGGAGGAGGAAGACAAGAAGGCGGAUAAGGAAGGGAAGCCGGCGCGCCAGGGAAAGCCUGAGGCUGAGGGAGAGCCAGACGAGCAGGGCCAAGCAAAGGACCAGGGCGAGCCAGACAGUCGGGGGAAGUCGGGAGGGGAGGGCAAGCCCCCAGGGGAGGGGAAGCCCGAGUCCCAGGCCAAGCCAGCCAGUGAGCCCAGGGCAGCCGAAAAGCGCCCUGCUGAAGAUUACGUGCCCCGGAAAGCAAAACGAAAAACGGACAGGGGGACAGAUGAUUCCCCCAAGGACUCUCAGGAGGACUCACAGGACAGGCACUUGAGCAGUGAGGAGGUGGUGAGAGAUUGUGCAGAUGUGUCAAGGGCUCAGGAGGAGCUCAGGAAAAAGCAGAAAAUGGGAGGUUUUCACUGGAUGCAGAGAGAGGCCCAGGAUGCGUUCGCCCCCAGGGGCCAAAGGGGUGUCCGAGGAGUCCGGGGCGGAGGGAGGGGUCCAAGGGGAUUACACGAUAUACCAUACCUUUAAGCCUUUGGCCUUCCAUGCUGACUUCUCUGGCGAGGAGAAUGUUGCUGGCCCUGCUUUCCCUGGUAGAUACUUGCCAGGCCCUGUGCUUUAACCUUCAGCUGAUACUCUGCUUUAGGUGUCACUGUCCUUACCAGCAGCCUUUUGACCCAACUCCAGUGCUCUCUGUCUUUUAGUACAGGACUUUCACCCAUGUGCAUGGAAAAGAUGUUCAUGGUACAUUGUAGAAAACAAUAAAGAAAACGGUUUGCAGAACCACA